Salvelinus sp. IW2-2015 is the source of this 1410-nucleotide messenger RNA. The record is from RefSeq and is a predicted model, not a curated record. Lineage: Eukaryota; Metazoa; Chordata; Actinopteri; Salmoniformes; Salmonidae.
GCAGGUCCUGGGGUUAAGCAGGAGAGGUCUGAAGGAGAGGAUGAUCCACGACACAACAGAGACAUCCAGACUGGAGCAGCGGCUGGAGUGGCACCCCCUAUAGCCACGGAGGACCCCACCACCCUCCCAGUGCAGCCCAGGAGCCGACACAGCAUCACGGAGGUCAGUGGAACGCCGAACACCGUCCUCAAGUCAGAGACAGAUACAGAGACUUUAACGGUGCUGGAGCGACUGGGCUGUCCUCCUGCUCCCUGCUCAGAGUAUUUACUUCACGGUAAUCUGAGCCCGAGGACGGUUCUGUCCCAUCAGGACUCAGGUGACGCGUUACAGACUGGCAAUGAUCUGUCCUGUUCAUAUGCUACAGAGACACAGAUGAUACCUGGUGACAUGCCUGUGGGCUUAGAUACACAGACUAAUCCAAUGAGAGGGGACUGGAACCAGUACAGUAGUAGUGUAUACUCUGAAAGGUACCUAGAUAAGAAAGGGGAGGGUCCGGUCGAAGAUGAGGUGACUGUGAAAGUGGAGGGCGACACUCCUCUGAUAUGGAAUCCAGACGAAACUCACUUAGGAGAACGACACUCGCAGGGCAACAACAGUGACUUCUUAGACUACAGGAAAAGCUUAGAGACAAAUCUAAAUGUCRCGACCCACUCCCCUUUACACGUGUUCAGGGAAUGCGACCCAGUGUCAAUGUCGAUGGGGCCUUCUGAUUCACACGGCCACGUCCUUUUUGAUCAGGUAUUGAACUCAGACGACAGGGCGAGAGCCCAGGUUCAGGGAGGGGGCGCAACAUCAGGCAAUAGUAAAGAGAAACCGUUCCUCUGCAUGUUUUGUAACAAAGGCUUCAGCUGCCUCCAGAAGGUGGAGAUUCACCAGAGGGUCCACACAGGGGAGAAACCCUUCAACUGUACCCAGUGUCAUAUGCGCUUCGCUGAGGCUGGCAACCUGAAGAGGCACCAGAGGGUCCACACAGGGGAGAAACCGUUCGUCUGCCACCUUUGCCGGGCCAGUUUCUCCCACUCGUUCAACCUGAAAAGGCAUCAGAGGGUCCACACAGGGGAGAACUCUACAGCGGCCCCCAGUGUGAGAAGAGGUUCUCCCACCAGCACCAGCUGAAAAUGCACUUGAAGGUCCACACGGUAGAGAGGCCCUUUGCCUGUAAGCCUUGCGGGAAGAGGCUCUCAGAGAAGAGAUACCUCAGGAUACACCAGCAGAAAACCAUUCAACUGGAUAGCUGCUGACGUUUAGAUCAAACCCUGCAUGAAAGACAAAGUUUAAUUUUCAUUGUUGUCAGCAGAAAAUAUCCACAGAUGUAUCUGGAAUAACGAGAGUGACAGAUUUCAAUGUUCAAUAUUUCUGGGUAGAAUAUUGCAUCCAGACAUUGUGUGAGAUAUAUAUAUAUAUAUACAG